Messenger RNA from Paramecium pentaurelia, 1462 nucleotides. NCBI's taxonomy places the organism in Eukaryota, Ciliophora, Oligohymenophorea, Peniculida, Parameciidae. The record is from the annotation of a GenBank genome assembly.
UAAUGGACGCAGAGGAUUAUAAGGUAAAAGACAUUACUUAAGCUGACUUUGGAAGAAAAGAAAUAAAUUUAGCUGAAGUAGAAAUGCCAGGUUUGAUGUCAGCUAGAGAAGAAUAUGGACCAUAAUAAAUUUUAAAGGGAGCUCGUAUCUCUGGGUCAUUACAUAUGACUAUCUAAACUGCUGUUUUAAUUGAAACACUCUAAGCUUUAGGAGCUUAAGUAAGAUGGUGUUCAUGCAAUAUCUUUUCUACUUAAGAUCAUGCUGCUGCUGCAAUUGCCUAAGCCAAAUCUGCAGCUGUAUUUGCAUGGAAAGGUGAAACAUUGUUAGAAUAUUGGGAAUGUACAGUAAGAGCUUUAGAUUGGGGAAAUGGUUAAGGACCCACAUUGAUUGUAGAUGAUGGUGGUGAUAUGACUAUGAUGUUAUUGGAAGGAGUUAAAUGGGAAAAGAAAUAUGAAGCAAAUGGUGAAUUACCAUAACCAGAAAGAGCUGAAUCUGAAGAUGAAGAAGCAUUUUUGACUGUCUUAAAAAGAGAAAUCUAAUAAACACCAAAUAAAUUCAGAAACUAUGUUGCUCAAGUUAAAGGAGUAUCAGAAGAAACAACUACUGGAGUACAUAGAUUAAAAUAAAUUGCUGCUAAAGGAGAAUUAUUAUUCCCAGCUAUUAAUGUUAAUGAUUCAGUAACUAAAUCUAAAUUUGAUAAUAUUUAUGGAUGUAGACAUUCAGUUAUUGAUGGUAUUUUCAGAGCAACUGAUGUUAUGUUAUCAGGAAAGAAAGCAUUAGUUUGUGGAUAUGGAGAUGUUGGAAAAGGAUGUGCUUAAGCUUUGAAAGGAUAAGGUUGUAGAGUUUAUAUCACUGAAGUUGAUCCAAUAUGUGCUCUUUAAGCAUGUAUGGAAGGAUUUGAUGUUGUUAGAAUUGAAAAAGUUGUUAAAGAUAUGGACAUCUUUAUUACUGCUACAGGAAAUAAAGAUAUUAUCACAGCUUAACAUAUGUCUCAAAUGAAACAUAAUGCUAUUGUUGGUAAUAUUGGACAUUUUGAUAAUGAAAUUGAUAUCAAGGGAUUAAAAUAAUGGGAAGGAAUAAAUAGAAUUUAAAUUAAACCAUAAUGUGAUUAAUGGAUAUUCCCAGAUGGACAUGGAAUUAUAAUGUUAGCUGAAGGUAGAUUACUUAAUUUAGGUUGUGCUACAGGACAUCCAUCAUUUGUUAUGUCAAACUCAUUCACAAACUAAACAUUAGCUUAAAUUGAAUUAUGGAUUAAUAGAGAUAAUGGAAAAUAUGGAAAUGAAGGUAUAUUUAUAAUUAAUUUCUUUAGUUUACAAAUUACCAAGAGAACUUGAUGAGAAAGUUGCAGUCCUUCAUCUUAAGAAAUUAGGUGCUGAACUUACUAUCUUAUCUAAUGAAUAAGCCUAAUAUAUUGGUGUUAGCUAAAAUGGUCCAUUCAAACAUGACGAUUAUAAAUAUUGAU